AUGAAUGCGCAAGACAGGUUCAUGGCCGACAACGAGCGCGAUGCCUCACCCGAGAGAUUUGGUCCCAUUGAACGUCUCGAGUCCCACGAAUCGCCCAUAGCCAAGAGACGCCGCUCUUCUGCGUCAUCCCACUCAGCAGUCAGGUUUCAAGAGAUGGGCAGAAGCAUUUCCAGAGUCGAAACACAAUAUGAGAACGAAGCGGACCUUGAGAGACAUCCUACUGCAUUGAGCAGAAUCCAGACUGGCAGGAGUCAACACAGCGCCACCGUUGGCGCAGGUGGUGCAGAGAGCAGAGGUCUUGGAGUGUUCCGCACGAGGUCUUCGAAGGCCAGCAGGCCUCUGCCUGCCUUUGGUGGUGGCUUCGUUACGUUGACGGCUGCUUUUGGCUCAUCGAUUUUCUCGUCCGCUACUGGUGCUGUUGCCAAUGAAUACGAUGUUUCAAGAGAGGUUGGUAUUCUCGGUAUCUCGCUUUACGUUCUCGGUUUUGCUACUGGCCCUAUAUUCUUCGGCGGUUUCAUGGGUGCUUGUCCGCUUACCGUCGUUGGAGCCGUGUUUGCCGACAUGUUCAACAAUGCCCAAAGAGGUGUCGCCGUCACCGUCUUCAGUAUUGCCGUCUUCUCUGGACCCCUGCUCGCUCCCUUUAUCGGAGGCUUCAUCACGACUUCAUACCUCGGAUGGCGAUGGUGCGAAUACAUUACCGCUAUCAUGGGAUUUACUGGCCUUGCCCUCUUGAUCUUCCUCCUCGAGGAGACAUAUCCGCCUGUCAUCCUGGUCAACAAAGCUGCCGAGCUUAGACGCAGAACCAAGAACUGGGGUAUCCACGCAAAGCAAGAAGAAAUCGAGAUCAACCUUCGCGAGUUGGUCGAGAAAAACUUGGCUCGACCUAUGCGUAUGCUUUUCACAGAACCUAUCGUGCUGCUGUUGUCCAUCUACAUGGUAAGCUUCGUCUUCUGUCUGCUUAAUAUCAGCAGUGCUAACCAACUUAGNGCAUUUGUAUACGGACUGCUAUAUCUCUUCCUGACCUUCUAUCCCAUCGUUUUCCAACAAGUCCACGGAAUGUCUCCUGGUGUCGGUGGAUUGCCAUACUUCGGUAUGAUCAUGGGUGAAGUUUUCGCUGGUCUCUACAUCGUUAUCGACGUCCCAUCGUACAACCGCAAGCUCAAGGCGAACAACAACAUUCCUAUUCCGGAGUGGCGUCUUCCNCCAGUCAUUAUCGGUGGUGUUCUCUUCGGCGUUGGCCUCCUCUGGUUCGGCUGGACUGGUUAUCGUGCAGACAUUCAUUGGAUCGCUCCAACUUUGAGUGGACUUUUUACUGGAUUCGGCAUCAUGUCUAUCUUCCUCCAGUGUCUCAACUACCUCAUCGACAGUUACCUGAUGUUUGCUGCUUCCGCCAUCGCCGCCAACACCUUCCUGCGUUCGCUCUGCGGUGCUGGGUUCCCUCUUUUCGCAACCUACAUGAUUGAGGGUAUGGGCAUUCAGUGGGCAGGCACUCUGCUGGGCUGCUUUGCUUUCUUGCUUGUUCCGCUACCCAUUCUCUUCUACCUGAAGGGUGCUCAGAUCAGAAGCAAGAGUCAAUUCGCGCCUACGUUCCCCAUCGCCAACAAGGCAUCAGCCAACCCAGAUGACGAGCCUGUGUCACCUAGCAGUGGUUCCGAUGCUGCCAAAGACCUCGAAAAACAGGCCUAA
Messenger RNA from Aureobasidium vineae, 1686 nucleotides. The record is from the annotation of a GenBank genome assembly. NCBI's taxonomy places the organism in Eukaryota, Fungi, Ascomycota, Dothideomycetes, Dothideales, Saccotheciaceae.